AUAUAUAAUUUAAAUGUAUACGGAGAGAGUUAUGUGAAUUAAUGAAUGAAUCGCAGGUGAAGUGAAUGCAUAUUGUGACGCCAUUUUGAUUCUCGACCCAUAAACGGAAAAGUGCUCGUCAGCAAAAAGGAUUACAAAAGCAAAAUGCCAACACAAUAAGAGUGACGAAAAUUAAACGGAAAGUCAAUAGUGUGAUUUCAAAUACUAAAAGAGUGUAGAGUGUUGGUUAAUGUGCGAGUUGAUCAGCAUAAAUGAUUAUGCAUGGUAGCUGGUACAAAGGAGCACAGCUGGCGCAUCAUCAUCCACACACCGAGUACCACAAUCAGUUCCGAUCGUAUCCCUCGUUCGUUGUGACGCCCUAUCACGAGGGACAUGCGGCCACGCCCUGUACGCCCACGCCCUGUACACCCUGUACGCCGUGCAGCAGCAGCAGCAGCAGCCACGGACUUCAGCAUGCCCAAAACGCAGCCGAGGCGUCGCCAAUAAUUGUUGAGGGCACAUUUGCUGCGGCCGCCGCUGCUGCAGCCGCUGCAGCUGCCGCCGUCGGUUGCAUAAAUCCAGCAAGUGGAACCGGAACCGGAACUGGAACACGCUCCGGAACGGGAACACUGCUGAGUCCAGCGAUUAAAAUUGAGCAGGUUUUUGGGGAGGCAACUGCUACAUCCACGCUAAACGCCGUUGUCGACGACUAUGCCCUGAAUCUGGACUGUCCUGUGGAGCAUCAGUUUCGGAAACCCCAACAUAACAACAACAACAACAACGGCUACGGCUGGUCAACAAGCGAAAUCGUCAACAGCAACAACAACAACAACAAUCAGCAUUCCUCACACCAAACCGCCGAAACCGGACCCGGGUCAGGACUAUUGCCGGGCUCAGCGCCAGCGACGCCGCCAACGCCGCCAGUUGAUGCCAGCCAAGCGACUGCGGCCGGAUCCGCAAUUAAUUUGAAUCAACCCGCAUCACAAACACGUCCCAGCUACGGCAAUUCCAUAAAAUCACCACCGGAAACAGGCGCGCAGUCAUUAACGGGCGCCGCUGCCACGUGCAAAACUCACGAUAGUAGCAACAACAACAACAACAAUAACAGCAAUUGCAACAGCAACAGCAACAACAAUUCAACUGCUGCUGCUGUGGCCGCCGCCGCUGCUGCUGCCGCUGCUGUCAACAUGCCGAUCGGCAGCGUGCAGGGACAGAAUCCCACCCAGGGUCUCGUCCACUGGAUGAGCGCCGUGAUGGCCGAGCAUAUGACCGGACAGACGCAUCACGAUCCCAGCGCCGCAGUUGGCAUGCACUACAUGUGGAAUGGCAAUGUCGAUCAUGCCAAGGAUAUUAGUGAUUACAAUCUUUGGCCACCGACGCCGCGCUCGCAUCAGCAUGCCAGCGAGCAUCAUCCGAUGUCCCUGAAACAGGAAUACGAGGCCAAAAUGAACGAUCACCACCAUCACAAUAAUCUGCAAAAAGGUCACUUUCUGGAUGACAAUCGUCUGGAGCAUCAUGCGGCAGUCGCCGGACAAGGUAGUCUGGGCCUUGGUGGCGCCACCAAUGGCGCUGGCUCUGGCCCUGGUGGUGGCAACUCUGGCUUAGGUGGCAGCUCGCAUCAUAGCAAUCAUGUGUCAGCAGCGGCUGCUGCCGCUGUGCAUCAUCAUAACAACGCCGUGGCAGCGGCAUCGGCUGCCGCGCUACUUGUCGUGCCCCAGCCCAUCAAUGCCAGUAAGAUGGGCGGACCUGGGGUGGGUGGCAGCGGUGGACAUGGACCCGCAGGCGGCGGCAGUGGACGGAAGUAUCAAUGCAAAAUGUGCCCGCAGAUCUUCAGCUCGAAGGCGGACUUGCAGCUGCACACACAGAUCCACAUGCGCGAAGCGAAGCCCUAUAAGUGCACACAAUGCUCGAAGGCGUUUGCCAACUCAUCGUAUCUGUCGCAGCAUACCCGCAUCCAUUUGGGCAUUAAGCCGUAUCGCUGCGAGAUUUGCCAACGCAAGUUCACGCAGCUGUCGCACCUGCAGCAGCACAUACGCACCCACACCGGCGACAAGCCAUACAAGUGCCGUCAUCCCGGCUGCCAGAAGGCCUUCUCCCAGCUCUCCAAUCUGCAGUCGCAUUCGCGCUGCCAUCAAACGGACAAACCGUUCAAGUGCAACUCCUGCUACAAGUGUUUCUCCGAUGAGCCCUCACUGCUGGAGCACAUACCCAAGCACAAAGAAUCGAAGCAUCUGAAGACGCACAUUUGUCAGUACUGUGGCAAAUCGUACACCCAGGAGACCUACCUGACCAAGCACAUGCAGAAGCAUGCGGAGCGCACUGACAAACGGCCACCGAUAGCGCCAGGCAGUGCAGCUGCUGUUGCUGCUGCCGCAGCCGCCGCCGCUGCUGCAGGCGGUCAGAGCAAUAAUGCGCCAGCAGCAACAGCAGCCAGCAACUCACAGCAUCAGCGGAAUAAUUUGGUGUUGCCGCCCGUUUCAAUAGCGCCCAGCGAUAACAACUAUUGGCCAAAAGUAAGUCCCGAUUCAGCAGCGGCGUCCAAUGCCAUGGAAGUCAUGCAUCAGCAACAGCAGCAACAACAACAGCAGCAACAGCAGCAGCAGCAGCAGCAACAGCAGCAGCAGCAGCAACAACAACAACAGCAACAACAGCAACAGCAGCCGCACCACCAUCACACGCAAUUGGGCGUGCCACCGCAGCAACAUGGCCCGCCGCAACAGCAACAACAGCCGCAACACCAUCACCCACAGCAACACACAGCACAGCAACAGCAGCAGCAACAACCACCGCCCCAGCAUGGCAUGGAGGCCCACUACGUACAACCCACAGCACCUAAUAGCAAUCAGAGCAAUGGCCAUCCGUCAGAGCAACUGCAUCAUCGCAUUAUGCCCGAACCUGUGCGAGAGGAUAUUGUAUCCACACCCAGCACUGUGGGGCCAUAUGAUGCGGCUUCAAUAGCGAAGAGCAGCAGCAACUCGGCCUUUACACCGAUCAAUUCGAUGCCGCCGCAUUUGAAUUCACUGAGCCACCAUCCGAUGGCGCAGCGUCCCUAUCUCUAUGAUGCCAUCAGUUUCCCCAAUAAGAACGUCAACCAGAAUAAUGCCAAUGCAUUUCCCAAUCAGCUGAUCUCGCUACAUCAGAUCCGUAACUAUGCGCAUCAGCCGGCGGGCCUGAUGGCCGGUGAGCAUCUGCUCGGCGUUAGUGUUGGGCCCGGCAAGGAUAAAGGAUAGCUAACACCGUACUUUUAAGUUGGCCACGCCCUACCCCCCGUUCUUUAUUACCUACCUAAAUGAUAUAUAUAUGAUAAACAUAUAUGAUAUUGUGUUGACCGCCGAUCUGUAUGCAAUACGAGCUGAGGUCCGUUUAUUAGUUUCUAUAAGAAGUCGCGUAUCCUGUACAGUAUUAAUUCGUAGUUAGUCCUAGUACGUAUUCUCUGCUCUAUUUAAGUUACGUAUACACACACACAUACAUGCACACACACACACUUAACUUAUAUAUAUAUUAUAACGCGUCAAGCAAAUCUGUAAAUUGCCAAUUAUACGUAUAAAUUAUUCUAGUUUAACUACACCGUCCACUUAAUUUUUAUACUAAAUUUCCGAAAUGCAGCUUUUGAUGGAACACUGGGACUGCAUGGCAACUAUUUUCGCUGAAUUUAUGUAGGUUGGUCAGCUGGAGCUACUUAUGAAGCAUAGGGACUUUUUUAGGACACUAAACUCUGAUGUAAAGAUAUAUUUAUAUUUUUUAGAUAUAUAUCACCCGGAACAAUGACUGGAUCAUUGUCUCUUCAGUUUUACAAAUGGAUUUCCAAUAACAACUUAAAAAUGUUUGUUUGUUUACUUUUCUGAAGAUUUUCGGCACCUUUUUUAUUUGAAAUACUAUUGGAUAUCUCUAUUAGCUUAAUCAAUCCAUAUAAAUUACAUUCCAUUGAAAAUAUUCUCUAUUGAGGUUUCUCAUGCUCCUCUAGCCUGCUCCUGUUAGCUAGCAAAAUUUGUCGACGUGUCAACUAUAUACAAUUUUAACAACAGCAGCAAACUAACACCUUUCCAACGACCAUUAAUUUUAAACUGUUUGAAUCCUCAGAACUCUCGAAUUGCAUAUGUAUAUAUUUAUCCGGCACGUUCUUAAGAUUAAGUUUAAUUCAAUGCGCAAAAACAGAUCUCGCAGUAAUAUUUAAAAUCAAACGACAGCUUUGAAAUCAAUGCUUAUGUGAAAUAUACUCUAUAAAGUAUAAACGAUAUGUACAUAUACAACUACUAAAGUUAGAACUGCAAAAACAUAAGUUAU
This is a messenger RNA of Drosophila grimshawi, 4263 nucleotides long. RefSeq names its product zinc finger protein rotund. Gene Ontology annotation, molecular function: RNA polymerase II cis-regulatory region sequence-specific DNA binding; DNA-binding transcription activator activity, RNA polymerase II-specific. Gene Ontology annotation, biological process: regulation of transcription by RNA polymerase II. The transcript has 9 exons. Bases 252 to 3209 code for a protein of 985 amino acids. The record is from RefSeq and is a predicted model, not a curated record. NCBI's taxonomy places the organism in Eukaryota, Metazoa, Arthropoda, Insecta, Diptera, Drosophilidae. Gene Ontology annotation, cellular component: nucleus.